AUGCGUGCUUUUGUGAUUUUAAGUGUCAUCGCAGUUGCAUCUGCAGGACGAUUGGGAUACAACUACCAACAAGGAGUAUCUGGAACCAAUGAUUAUGCUUCAUCUGGAUCGGGUUUGAACUCCGUCUUUUCACUUGGUAGCGGACAAGGACUUGGAGGCGGUGAUUUCGGUGGACAAGCUCAAGGAUCUGGUAUCAGCUAUGGUCUUAGCGGUGGAUCACUUGGUGGUGGAUCAAUUGGAUCUGGAUUUGGAGGCAGCUCAUUUGGAUCAGGAAUUGGUGGUGGUUCAAUUGGAUCAGGUAUUGGCGGUGGUUUCGGAUCAGGAAGCAGCUAUGGAUCAUCUGGAUCGAUUGGAGGUGGAGUCAGUUAUCAACCAGGAUCAAACCGUGUUAUCGAUGGUGGACUCACUAAGGAAUAUUACAUUUAUUCUGCUCCAGAGGAACAAGCUCAAGAAGGACACAACACCCAAAGUAUCGAAACUGUUAUCAAGAAGAACCUUCGUGUGAUCUUCAUCAAGGCUCCAGAAAACAACGCUGUCCACAAUGCUGCCCUCAACAUUGCCAAACAAGCAACUGAAGACAGAACUGCCAUCUAUGUUUUGAGCAAGGAACCUGAUGUAUCAGAAAUUGCCAGUCAAGUUCAACAAAUCAGCGAAAAUGUUCGUGCUAAACCAGAAGUCCGUUUCAUCAAGUACAGGACAAAUGAAGAUGCUCUUAAUGCUCAACGCACCAUUCAACAACAAUAUGAAGCUUUGGGUGGAACUUCUCAGAGUUCCAAUGAAGGUGUUGCUCCAGUUUUGAACUUUGCUUCUCCUGCCGCUCAUGCCGGUCAUGGACAAGGUCAUGCUAAUUUGUUAGGAUCUGGUUCGUCAAUCAGUUCCGCCAGUUCACCAGCUCUUAACUUUGGUUCUGCAUCAGAACAAAGUUCACAGAGUGUUAGUUUGGGUAACUUAGGAUCGUCUUCCAAUAGCGUUGGUGUAAAAUCAAACGAAUACCUGCCCCCAGCUGUUAAGAAAUAAGAAUUGAUUUCUAGGAUUGUUAUUAUUUAUUUGGAUUGCGCACUGUUGAGGUUGAA
Episyrphus balteatus (marmalade hoverfly) is the source of this 1073-nucleotide messenger RNA. RefSeq names its product glycine, alanine and asparagine-rich protein-like. The coding region runs from base 1 to 1017 and encodes 338 amino acids. The record is from RefSeq and is a predicted model, not a curated record. The transcript is spliced from 2 exons. Lineage: Eukaryota; Metazoa; Arthropoda; Insecta; Diptera; Syrphidae.